AUGGCAGAAACUCAGUAUAACGCCAUUGAGGAUUAUGGUCUGAUUGGAGAUAUGCAUACAUGUGCCCUCAUUAGCAAGGCUGGUAGCUUGGAUUAUAUGUGUUGGCCGGUCUUCGAUUCCCCCUCGGUAUUCUGUCGCCUGUUAGAUGACAAGAUCGGUGGAUAUUGGUCGGUGCAGCCUUACAAAACCGUCAUCGACCCUCAUAGCAAACAGCGAUAUUUGCCAUAUUCAAAUUUGCUCGAAACUCGUUGGAGCAAUGAAGAUGGCGUUGUCAUAAUGCUGGACUAUUUCCCUGUCUCGCCCAAGAAGAGCGCCCAGUCGAGCCGUCUGCUCUCCGGUUACUGUCCAUGUAACGAACCCGGGGCUAAUCGCUUCAAAUCUGGGCUGCAGCAUUCGGGUCUCAUUAGGAAAUUAGAAUGCAGUCGCGGCUCCAUGGAAGUGAAAGUCGAGCUGUUCCCCGCUUUCAACUAUGCCAAGGACAAUCACAAUGCCCGUGCAAAAUUGGAGAACGAUAUGUCCAAGCAUCGGCUUCAGACUGUCCACUUUGAGAGUGACACAGAGCGACUGCAAUUCGAGAUCUUCGCCGACUCAAGAGAACCCGAGAAAAUUGGAUUUUCCGAGGCUAGGUUCACAUUGGAAGAACGUCCGGGAAUGAAAGGCAAGGGUCUGGUUGCCUGGAUUCGUCUGUCUGAGGGACAAACGGUACACCUUGUGCUGCACAGUCCCGAGAAGGCUGUUCCAAGCUCUGCAACAAUGGCUGCCUACUUUGCUAGAAUGGAAGUGGAGACCUCCGAUUACUGGACGGACUGGACGCGCAAAUGCGCCUUUCGAGGACACUACCGGGAAACCGUUGAGCGCAGCCUGCUGAUUUUGAAGCUGCUUACCUACAAGCCCACCGGAGCAAUUGUCGCGGCGCCCACCUUCUCGCUUCCCGAAAACGUGGGCGGCUCACGAAAUUGGGAUUAUCGUUACUCCUGGGUGCGCGAUACGGCUUUCACGCUCUACGUCUUCCUCAAAAUGGGAUACAGCCGCGAGGCGGAAGCCUACGUCAACUUUAUCUUUGACCGGAUCUUCCCGCAUGCUGCCAAAGAAAUGGAGGCAGGUUCCAAGCGGCCUUUGCUCCCGUUGAUGUUUACCAUCCGUGGCGAGUGUGACAUUCCCGAGGUGGAGCUGGAUCAUCUCGAUGGCUACAAGGGUAGCAAGCCUGUGCGAAUCGGAAACGCAGCCGUUUUCCACACACAGCUGGACAUCUAUGGUGAACUGCUCGACAGCAUCUACCUCUAUAACAAACAUGGCAAUCCUAUAACCUAUGACCAGUGGUCUUCGAUCCGUCGCCUGGUGAAUUAUGUCGUUGGCGUGCGCAACCAGAAGGACAUGUCCAUCUGGGAGUCUCGUGGCCAGAUCCAAAACUUCAUCUAUUCCAAAGUGAUGUUGUGGGUGGCUAUGGACCGUGGCAUUCGCCUUGCAGAGAAACGAGCCAGUCUACCUUGCCCUGAUCGCUUCAGGUGGAUUCAAGUACGCGACGAGCUUUACGAUGAGAUUAUGGAAAAGGGGUACAACAAGGAACGUGGUCACUUUUGUCAAAGCUAUGAGAGCCCUGAAGUUCUAGAUGCGUCGAUUCUGAUUGCUCCCCUGGUAUUCUUUGUCGCACCAAAUGAUCCCCGCUUCAUCAGCACUCUGAAGAUGAUCCUAAAGAGUCCCGAGAAAGAGGGGCUCUCCAGCGCCAAAAUGGUUUUCCGAUACGACCAUGUGAGGGCAAAUGGCGGUGUGGGUGGAGGCGAGGGCGCCUUUAUCAUGGUUACUUUCUGGCUCGUCGAGGCCAUGGCCCGGGCUGCCGCUUUCGAUGUCCCCAUUCCGAACAUCUGGAAACUCGCACUCUCGCACUUUGACAAUAUUUUGUCAUACUCUAAUCACCUGGGAAUGUUCUCUGAAGAGGUCGCUAUUUCAGGUGAGCAGAUGGGAAAUACACCUCAGGCUUUCAGUCAUCUGGCUUGUAUAAGCGCGGCUAUCAACUUGGAGAAAUUGGCUCGAACAUCCAAGUCGAUCCUCACCCUUCAAGCCCUUCCCACAUACCUAGCCCCAUCACUGUUUCCCCUCAUGGCGGGCGCUUGCUCGAAUUGGGCCGAUCGGCCAGCCUCCGAUCGGGCAUUAUCCUCAGAUGAAGAGGGGGAAGAGGACUUCGUCUCAAGUCACAGCACCGCCUCACUCGAUCCGGAUGAUAGCUUUGAGAAAAAUCAUCUUUCCAAUACUUUGAGCAAGGUCCAUUUGCACCAGGCUGAGUCGAAUCAUAGCUCCGAGGAGUCAGCUACCACUCGAACCUCGACUCCCUUGACAGCAGCCUCGAUGCCUGCUGUCGCAAGUGACCAGAAAUGGAAAGCCAAAUCGAUGCAACUGCUAGAUCUUCCCCUUGAUAUCCUCAAGGAUGUCGUGAAAGAGAUCACGCACACGAAUGACCUCACUUCCCUCGCUCUGACAUGCUCUGCCCUGCAUGGUCUCACCAUCCCGCAUAUGUACUCGCGCUUCGACAUCGUCUGGCCGGAGUCGUUAAACCCUUCAAGCGAAGAUUAUUCAGGCGUGGACGCCCUAUCUUACGGCCUCUCCACUUUGGUUAUGGGUGAAGAUGUCUUCAACCAACUCCCAUCUCGGCUCGACAGAUUGACACACACUUGUUCGAGCUGCGGCUGUUCCGACCGUGACCACCAAGAGCGAGAGACAAGCAAGGGGCCUCGCUCGCGUCGGGGAAAUUAUUACGCGCAGUACACGCGCACGUUUUCGAUCGGCAAUGGCCCGCUGAGCUGGGUGCAGGAGUAUUCGGUCAACAGGGAGGUGGGGAAGAUGCUGGGGACGCUGGUAGCCCUGGCCGUCGCCCGAAUGGUCAACCUCGAGACAUUCAUCUGGGAUAUGCCUACCGGUGUAGUUCGUGAGAUUUGGUUGGCGCUUGCUUCGCUGGCGGAUAGGUUAGGCCAUGAUUGUCGCUUGGACAAGGUUUGGGUGCGAUGGCAUGAUAAUUCGGAAAAUGUUCUUAGGAUUGCGCCGGCUUCCGAGGCUGCUUCCCAUAUGUUCAAGAGAUACAAGCACGUUGAACACCCCUCGCUAUCCGUCUUGCCGGCUUUGAAGAGCGUGGCCGUGCUGGAUAUCGAUGAACCGGCCUAUGUGGAGGAAUUAGCGGUCUUGAUUGAGCGGUCCCGUCACCGUCUUGUUGAGUUGAGAAUUGGAGUCUCUCUGAAGGCACAUCUUUCUGACUGGCUCGUCUGUGCCAAAGACUCCGAUGCCGCCGAUGCUGUACUCAGCUGGCCGAGACACGGUGGACUGUUGAGCAUUCUUUCCAAAGAUAAGUCGAGGCUGCGUGAGGAUCGGGUGGCCCUUUCGUCGGCCUCCGAACUGCAGGUCGCGUCGGAGCUCCCCAGUAAACUGACGGAGAAGAAUGAGAAAGAAUUAUCUCAACAUGAUGAAACCACCCCUCGAGAAUCCGAGAAAGGCACUACGGUAGCUAACAAAGAAAUCAAAGACCCACAACUGACAGCCUCUCAUGCCGCUCCCACCAAGCCACAUCCGCUCAUGUCGGCUCUCCACGCCAGUGGAGAUCAGCUACACCUGGAAUUGCUUGAGCUAGAACGAAUACCUCUUUCAAUUUCAACCCUCCUCCCAACUAUCGAUUGGACUCGUCUCACAACGCUCACUCUAAUGCGAUGCGAUGACCAUGAGCAUCUAUGGAGAGCUCUUCGUCGUAAAUAUGCACCACCAGCAACACCAGCGAAACGUCUGGCGAAUGGGAGCUGGGGCCGGGGAAGCGUCAGCGCGGUUGACUAUUCGCUCAACAUCAAAAAUUUGCGAACCGACAAUGUUUCAUCGUUCUUGAUGCUUUUCAUUAAGGAUGCUCUCGCCCCGAAUACCCUGGAAAGCGUUUUCCUGCACGAAUCACCCGGGCACGACUCGAACGUUCAAAUCGAUGCCAUUUACCGACAUAUCUUGCGAAAACAUCGACUGAGCCUGCGCAAGGUUUUAAUCGAUGCAUCGGACCGUCAUGAUGGCACAGACAACUUGAGCCACAAAUGGCAUAAGUGGGUGUUCAACCACGAGAUCAUUUCGUUUGUCACAAGUGGGAAGAUUCCGCAAUUGAGAGAGUUGGCAAUGGCAAUGAAUUACCGAGACUGGCACUACUUCCUCCAAAGGCUCCCGAACAUGCCCCAGCUCCGCGCGCUGUACCUUCCCCACAUCAGUCACAGCGCCAAGGUUGACCUGAAGGAACUCGCUCUCCAAGUCCUCGAUAUAGUCAGCAUUCGCCCAGAGCUCAAUAUGACAUACAUUGGCCUCCAAUUGAAAUGCUACCAGAUUCAAGAAGGAGCCGGUGACGGGAAAGACUUGGACUUUGACGACCAAACCGUCAAUGAAACCGUUAUGACAGGAGACGACGAUCUUUCCGAGGUCGACGCCAUGUCAAUGCCGGAUGACGAACCUGAUAUUGCCCCUUAUACAGAUGGCGGGUCAGACCUUCUCUCUAGUGAUCUGGACGAUGAUGAUGACGACGACGAAGCGGAUGAUGACAGCGCUGAGCGCGUCCAGUUUCGGCUGCAAGAAAUUCUCUUUUAUGACGAUAAGAUAUCCAUCUUCAAGGCACGGCAUGGUGUGCUUUGA
Messenger RNA from Penicillium manginii, 4635 nucleotides. RefSeq names its product glycoside hydrolase family 15 protein. Bases 1 to 4635 code for a protein of 1544 amino acids. The transcript is spliced from 6 exons. The record is from RefSeq and is a predicted model, not a curated record. Lineage: Eukaryota; Fungi; Ascomycota; Eurotiomycetes; Eurotiales; Aspergillaceae. Gene Ontology annotation, biological process: carbohydrate metabolic process. Gene Ontology annotation, molecular function: hydrolase activity, hydrolyzing O-glycosyl compounds.